AUGCCUCCUACCGCCGCCGACCCUGACAUCGCCGACACCUCUUCCUCCCCACACGUCUCGCAGACGCCGCCACCACCUUCUGCUCACCUCGAACGCGAACGCGGCGACGAACCUACCUCACCACACGACAACAUCACCGCCACCUCAAACAUCGCCAUGGGCACGCCAGUCAGCAGGGUUGAAGCGUCACCAGACACGCGCGUUGCGGGCGCUGAGGCGGCAGCGCAAGUGAGGAGCGACAGCGUAGCGGUGAGCCGAAAGGGGAAGGAGCGGGUGGGUGAGGGGAGUAUGGAGAGCAGGGUGGAAGAGAGCAAGGAGUCGACGCCAACAAUGGAGGAGGAGAUGGCGGCUAGGAGCAAGAUGCGAUUGGGGAGCGGACUGGAGGGAGGCGGGCAGACGGCUGGUGGUGGGGCGGAGAAAAAGCAGGGGAAGGCUACCGCAGUCAUGGGGAUGAGGGCUGCUGGUGGGGCGAGGGGCGAGAGGGUGAAUGUGAGGAGGAAGAACGAGUGGACUAUCGAGUCGAGGAGUGGUUUGGGCUGGAAGACCGGGCGGCCGACAGCUGGUCCUGGAGAUGGGAGCGGGCCGUCUGGAAAAAGGUAUUUGGACUCGACAGCGCAGUCAUCUCCUGGACCCGUCGAGAAGCGGCAGAAGGUGGAUUUGGCAGAGGCCAGCGCCCAGCAGCAAGUCAAGCUGCCGCCGUGGAAGAGUCUUGUGCCGCGAGUCGAGAGGCUGCUUCUGGAAGCUCAGGCGCACGACAAGGACCUUGAGACGUACAGGGCUCGGAUCAGGGAGUUGGAGAAUAUGGCCAGAGAGCAGCAGACGCUUCUUGAUGCGUACAGAGCCGAGGAAACCGACCUAUCUGACUCUGACGUUAACUACGGCAAGGUUGCCAGCCAUCUGGAGCGCAAGAAAGUCCAGUUGGAGCAGAAGGGAGAGCAGCUCUACAAGAUGUCCAAGGAGAAGGUCGAGCUGAAGAAGAAAAUCACCGAAUUGAAGAACGAGAACGCGGCACUUCUCAAGAAGAACGAGCAAUGGGAGGACAGUGACGAUAUUCUAAGGGAAAGGCUCGAAAAACAAGCAAAUGAGUAUAAGAAGCUUUCCGCGGAAAAGAAAGAAGUCAGCAAGGAGCUCACAGCGAAGAGGAACGAGGCCGAAUCCCUCAAGAAGAAGCUCCAGACGGCCGAAAAGAAACUGGACAAGGAUGAGGAAAAAAUAGCCGAUUUGACGGAAAACCGUGAUGAGUGGAAAGAAAGGUAUUCAAAGGCCUUCCGAGCAGGCAAGACAGAGAUAGAAAAGCACAGGAAAGAGACCAACGAGUUGACCAAGGAAAUCCAAAAGCUGAACAAGGACCAAGAUGCCAUGGAGAACACCAUCGAGAAACUUAAAGAAAACCUUGAGAAAACGGGGGAAAGGCUCAACAAGGCAAAGGACAAGAGAAGCCCUUGCGAACUGUGCACUAACAAGAUGUGGGCUGCUGCACUGCACUUGACUCUACAGGCUUGCGAGGAUCAGGAGAACGGCCAGGAUGUCUCACUGGAGGUGAUCCACCGUAUGCUCAAACAACUAGUCGAAAAGCUCCCCGAGAUUGAGAAAAUCCGCGACGCGGGCCGCGCAUUCAUCCCCAAGGUGCCGCAUUACUUCGAACAGAAGUCUUCGGAGAGCGCCGGCAGCUCCGCUUCUGGACAGAAAGCUUUAGCAGGCGGACUCUGUGCCAUGUGCACCAAUGACGAAAUAUUACGGGCUCUUUACUGGGUGGUCGAAGCAUGCGAAGUCCCCCAGGAAACAGAUUAUUGGCAUACCAAGCUCGUGAGCCAGAUGUAUGCCUGGCAAGACGCCUAUCCAGAUCUUAUCCAAAGGUGCCUGGAUGGAUGGAAUGCCGAGCGUCCCAUUGAUGUCCCGUCGGAUGACUCUGAUGAUGAUGAAGAGGCCGAACAGCAAGAUGCCGGAGAUUCCGAAGAGCACGACGUUCCACGGGAAAAGACCAUGGAGGAGAAAAUCCAGGAGAAGCAUGGCGAGUUCUACAUUCUUCUCGUCAGGGUGCAGCAGACCAUCCAAGCCUUCCACGAAGCUGGUAUGCCUCUUGCUGAACUGGGUGGAGCGUUCAAGGAUUUGAAGGCGGAGCUGGACAAGCGAAAGGAAAAUGGCAGAAGCUCGUGCGACAUGCAGGACCGAUUGGAUAUGGGCCAGAAGUACCUCGAGGAGCAGGUGAGGUUCUGGGCUGAGAGGGCUGACCGUGAAGGUGUGGAGAACGGGGAGGCGGCUGAUUGCACGCCGCUGUCCGUGGAAAUCCCCAAAAAGAUUGUCGAGCUGAGGGAAGAGCUGGAGAAGUCCGAGAAGAUGAAGAAGGAUCUGGCUGGAAUUCUGAUCAGAGCCUCGAAUGCUCAAGUCCAUGGCAGUUCCCAAGCUCAGGUCGAGAGAGAGAUGUCAGCGUUUGCAGGCUCGCUGAAGGAGCGGUACGGAACCCCCGAAGUCCGGCCUGGUGUUCCGCUCCAACGUCCAGAGUGGACUCCAUCUGCAGCAAAGGCUCAGUCAUCUCUCCGCAGCAUGGAGCUACAGGGAGAUAUGCCGGUUGAGCUUUCUACAAGCGUCACCGAGCGUCAAGACCCGGUCAGCGAGCCUUCCCGUGAGAGAUCACUUGGAAGCUGUUCGAUGGAGGGACUAAACAGUCCUGAGUAUUCUCCCGAGCCGAUCGCUCGGGAUAUGCCGGCUGAAGGAAGAAUGGAUGAGGUCGAUCCCAGCUAG
Molecule: messenger RNA, 2742 nt
Organism: Lasiodiplodia theobromae
Lineage: Eukaryota; Fungi; Ascomycota; Dothideomycetes; Botryosphaeriales; Botryosphaeriaceae
Product: Phenylacetyl- ligase
Exons: 1
Coding region: 1-2742 (913 amino acids)
Source: RefSeq, a predicted model, not a curated record